This is a messenger RNA of Plutella xylostella (diamondback moth), 1974 nucleotides long. It is a transcript of the gene Atg4b, whose product is annotated as Autophagy-related 4b. The record is from RefSeq and is a predicted model, not a curated record. Gene Ontology annotation, cellular component: cytoplasm. Lineage: Eukaryota; Metazoa; Arthropoda; Insecta; Lepidoptera; Plutellidae. Gene Ontology annotation, biological process: mitophagy; piecemeal microautophagy of the nucleus; protein processing. Gene Ontology annotation, molecular function: protein-phosphatidylethanolamide deconjugating activity; cysteine-type endopeptidase activity.
UGUCAAUAUCUUCUCUUGUCUUUGAUGGCAAUGGUCUGAUUUUGACAAGUUUUGUGUUGUGUAUUUUCGAUUUCGUAUGCUAUUUUUUUGGAAAAAUGUAAUGAUUGAGUACAUAAACGUGAGUCAACAGGAAAAAGCUGUGUAGUCUGUUACUGUGUCAUUAUUAUGAAUGUAAAUAGUAAUGAACGGCUCCAGUAACGUUCGGCCGCAGUCUUCAUUUACUAUGUCUUCAGAAAAUGGGUUGACGCAAAAUAUGCCCUCCUUGUCGGCCCUCGAUAGACCCGCUGCUGCUAAGGCUCCUCCACGGGAAACCAAUGAUGAAGCAUCAGAUUUAAAAGGAAAAGUUGAGUCUCGGUUAUUGUCUAUGUGGAAUAAUGUGAAGUUUGGAUGGACAGUUAAAAUGAAGACAAGUUUUUCCAAAGAAUCCCCAGUGUGGUUGCUGGGUCGAUGCUACCAUCGGAAGCUGAGUCCGACGGGAUCACUCGAAUCAUCAACUGAAAUCGGAACUGAGGCAACAGCUAACCAACCUAUUGAACAGAUAUAUGGAGAAGGCAUUGAGGGCUUUAAGUCUGACUUCACUAGCCGACUUUGGAUGACAUACAGAAGAGAGUUCCCCACCAUGUCAGGGUCGACCUUCACUACAGACUGUGGCUGGGGCUGCAUGCUGCGCAGCGGACAGAUGCUGCUGGCCCAAGCCCUGGUCUGCCACUUCCUCGGCAGGUCCUGGAGGUGGGCCCCUGACAUGACUAUACAAAAUGCUAGAGAAUUUCAAGAAGACUGUCUGCACCGUACUAUAGUGAAAUGGUUUGGUGACAAAUCUUCAGUCAACAGUCCUUUGUCCAUCCAUCAAAUGGUCCAGCUAGGAGAGAGCUUGGGAAAGAAACCAGGAGAUUGGUAUGGCCCUGCUUCAGUUGCCCAUUGCUUGAAGGCUGUCAUGGCAGAUGCAUCCAAAGAGAACUAUGAAUUUGACAGUUUGGAAGUGUAUGUAGCUCAAGAUUCUACUAUUUAUGUGCAAGAUGUGGUCUCACAAUGCAGAAAAGCGACUGGUCCUUGGAAGUCACUCAUUCUUUUAGUUCCUGUAAAAUUAGGCACUGACAAACUUAAUCCCAUUUAUGGCCCGUGUCUUACUUCAUUACUCACACUGGAGUUUUGCAUUGGCAUUAUUGGUGGCAGACCAAAACAUUCCUUGUACUUUGUGGGGUACCAAGACGAUAGAUUAAUACAUUUAGAUCCACAUUACUGUCAAGAGAUGGUUGAUGUGUGGCAGCCAAACUUUUCUCUGCAAACAUUUCAUUGCCGCUCACCUAGAAAAAUGCCCAUAACUAAAAUGGAUCCUUCAUGUUGCUUAGGGUUUUAUCUAGCAACAGAGAGUGACUUUGAAACAUUUGUAAAUGUAAUAAAGCCAUUUAUAACUCCUCAGGGAGUAUCAACCACCAAUGACUAUCCCAUUUUUACAAUUCACAAUGGAUCUCGCAAACACAUGAUGGACCCUCCUAAUAUAAGAUAUUCUAUUUAUGAGUCUGAGCAAAAUUGGGUUACUCCUACAAUAAAUGAUAGUGAUACGGAUAUUGAGUCAGAAGAAUUUGUGUUAAUAUAAUUUUGAUUAUUGUCAUUUAAAUGAGGAUAUCACCAUAUUAAUGACUAUUCAUUUAAGUAGUUCAAUGUUGAUACUGUUGAAACAAUCUGGAAUUGUUAACUAUGUGCAAAUAUUGGAGUUACCUGAACACACUACCGGUUUUUAAUUUUAUACAUAAUUUAGUAAUAUAUUUCUGUAUAGUGGUCUUGUACUUGUAUGUUGAUGCAACAGCUUAUUAUAACUUUACUGUUAUCAAAUCUAACUGCAUAAUAUUUGUCUGCAUUAACUAGUAGGUGAAGUUGCACUUUGUGCAUUAUUGUUGGCUGUUUUAAAUAAUUAUAGUCCUGUAUAAUUGUAUAUACUUACAUAGAAAUAAACCAAUGGAAAUUAAAUAUUCA